Cydia amplana is the source of this 1756-nucleotide messenger RNA. It is a transcript of the gene Start1, whose product is annotated as steroidogenic acute regulatory protein-like. Gene Ontology annotation, molecular function: lipid binding. Gene Ontology annotation, cellular component: late endosome membrane; endoplasmic reticulum membrane; endoplasmic reticulum-endosome membrane contact site. Bases 314 to 1741 code for a protein of 475 amino acids. The record is from RefSeq and is a predicted model, not a curated record. The transcript is spliced from 14 exons. NCBI's taxonomy places the organism in Eukaryota, Metazoa, Arthropoda, Insecta, Lepidoptera, Tortricidae.
UCAAUCACUUUCGCGAGAUAUUUCUAAUUUGAUAACAAAAAAUAAUUAAAACAACAAUAAAAUUAAUAUGUUUUCUUGAUAAAAGCAAGACUCAAUAACAUAAGUGUAAAUCGUACCACCGUUUGUGAUGCAUUUGAUACCUAGUUAAGUGAUUUUAGUUAAUUCGUCGUGUUAUUACAAACCAAUCAGAAGCAUCAGUGACAAUGCGUGCACUGUCGCGCAUGCGCGGAAUAUAGCGUUGUGGAAGGAUCUGCCUGGACCGAUUCAGCCCUCCGUAUGGCCUAUCGCCACCUUAAUUCCAGCAGGGUACAUAAUGACAGACUACACCGUUAGGAUAGCAGCCGAGUCUCUGCUAGGAGGCAGUUCGCAGUAUAGGACAUUAUCUCAUUCCCAAUCUGUUAACCUGGUGACAGAGGACCUGGUGGCAGGCCACCGACCAGACGGCAGGAUGUCCACUGUCAGGCGGUUUUUCUGUCUGUUCGUCACCUUCGAUCUGCUGUUCACGAGUCUCAUGUGGCUCAUAUGUGUUAUGAUGAAAGGUGAAACGCUAGAGCAGAUAGUAAACCGAGAAAUAGUACACUAUAGCAUUAAAGUAUCUCUGUUCGACAUAGUGCUGGUGGCGAUAUGUAGGUUCUUCUUACUACUGCUAUUCUAUGGCGUGCUCUAUAUACAUAACUGGAGCGUUAUAGCGCUUACCACGUCAGGAACGUGUGCCUUUUUAAUAGCAAAAGUUUUUGUAUUCGAUUGGCCGAACGCGGCGGAACCGGUGUUCCAGGUGUUCCUAAUCCUGGCCUCGUUCACGCUGUCCUGGGGCGAGGCCUGGUUCCUGGACUUCCGGGUGCUCCCCCAGGAGCUGCAGGCCAAGCAGAUCAUAGAGGCUAUAGCAGGCCACCAUAACCAAAACUCAGAACGGACGCCGCUCUUACCCGGGAAGCCUCAAGGCGUGGCGUCCACAGUAGGAGAGUCUACUGCCCAUUGGUUUUCACCAGUGGAUUCACCCGCCGACACACCUCGGCCGGGGAUACAUCAGCUAAUACUUACACAAGAACAGAUAGACGAAUACAAGCGAAUGGCGGAAGAGAGCAUGCAGCACGCGUACAAAGUGAUAACACUGCCGAACUGGAAGUUUGAGAAACGCGGCGUCACCAAGGGGGACAUAGUGGAAACUAGACAAACGGAGACAUUCGGGAAAGUGUACCGGUUCACUGGCCUAGUAGACUGCCCUGCGGAGUUCCUGUUCAGAGAGUUCAAGGAGAACGUUACCAAACUACCAGACUGGAACCCGACCAUACUGCGGAGUGAACUUAUCAAGGAAAUUGGAUCAGGGAUCGACCUGUCAUACCAAGUGACGGCGGGCGGCGGAAAAGGGAUCAUAGCGCCUCGUGACUUUGUCAUUUUACGGCGUUGCGCGCCGCUCAACAAACAGGGGAUGGUGGUGGAAUCGGACCCCUACAGCUACAUCAGCAGUGGGGUCAGUGUCACAGUGCCCGGGUAUCCCCCCAACAAGGAGUUUGUCAGGGGUAACAACAAAGUGGGUUGUUGGUACUUGAAGCCAGUGCUGGUGAGGAUGCAGGACGGUACGGAACGGUACCAGACGCAGUUCCAGUGGCUCAUGUGCUGUGAUCUCAAAGGUAAAAUCCCCCAGUUCGUGCUAGACGCCGCGUUCGCCACCGUGAUGCUGGAUUAUAUAGUUCAUGUCAGGAAGUUCACGGCCGAAGCCAGGGCCAAAGGCUUGUUCUAACUCUAAUGCUAUUUA